Messenger RNA from Orycteropus afer afer, 683 nucleotides. It is a transcript of the gene ARL4D, whose product is annotated as ADP ribosylation factor like GTPase 4D. Gene Ontology annotation, biological process: intracellular protein transport; vesicle-mediated transport. Gene Ontology annotation, cellular component: cytoplasm. The record is from RefSeq and is a predicted model, not a curated record. Gene Ontology annotation, molecular function: GTPase activity; GTP binding. Lineage: Eukaryota; Metazoa; Chordata; Mammalia; Tubulidentata; Orycteropodidae.
CAGCUGUGGUGCCCAGCCUGCAAUUUCAAGGCCUCCUCCCUGCCUUUACUGGGAGCCCUGAGUCCUCACCAGAGAGCACCAUGGGGAACCACUUGACCGACAUGGCUCCCACCGCCCCCUUUUUGCCCCACUUCCAGGCCUUGCACGUCGUUGUCAUUGGGCUGGACUCAUCCGGGAAGACCUCCCUCCUUUACCGGCUCAAGUUCAAGGAGUUUGUUCAGAGUGUCCCAACCAAAGGCUUCAACACAGAGAAGAUCCGGGUGCCCUUGGGGGGGUCCCGCAGCAUCACCUUCCAAGUGUGGGACGUUGGGGGCCAGGAGAAGCUGCGGCCGCUGUGGCGAUCCUACACGCGCAGGACCGACGGGCUGGUGUUCGUGGUGGAUGCUGCCGAGGCAGAGCGCCUGGAGGAGGCAAAGGUGGAGCUCCACCGAAUCAGUCGAGCCUCGGACAACCAGGGUGUACCUGUGCUGGUGCUGGCCAACAAGCAGGACCAGCCAGGGGCACUGAGUGCUGCUGAGGUGGAGAAGAGGCUGGCAGUCUGGGAGCUGGCGGGGGCCACUCUCACCCAUGUGCAGGGCUGCAGUGCUGUGGACGGACUGGGCCUGCAGGCGGGCCUUGAGCGCCUGUAUGAGAUGAUCCUCAAGAGGAAGAAGGCUGCCCGGGGCAGCAAGAAGAGGCGGUGA